Messenger RNA from Solanum stenotomum, 624 nucleotides. RefSeq lists its product as uncharacterized. Lineage: Eukaryota; Viridiplantae; Streptophyta; Magnoliopsida; Solanales; Solanaceae. The record is from RefSeq and is a predicted model, not a curated record. The transcript has a single exon. Bases 1 to 624 code for a protein of 207 amino acids.
AUGGCCUCGUAUAAACAAAAGUUGAAUGUGUUGAGGGAACAACUAGAUAUCUUACAAACAAACCUGCAAACAAGUAACUUGGAUCAAAGUAUCAUAGAGCAGGAGAAGAAAAUCUUAAUAGAUAUUGAGAAGUGGAGUAAUAUUGAGGAGCUUGUAAUAAGACACAAAUCUAGGGCAACAUGGAUAGAUCAUGGGGACUCCAAUACCAAAUACUUUCAUGCUCAGUGGAAGAUUAGGACCAGCUACAAUACCAUCUCAUCCAUUUAUAAUGAAGCAGGAAACAAGCUGACAGAACCUAAUCUAAUUGAGAAUGAGUUUAUUUCUGUUUUCAAGGGGUUGAUGGGGACUAGAGCAUCUGCAUUGACAUGUCUAAAUACUAAGGUGGUUAGAGAUGGAGAAUGUCUUUCCAUAGCACAACAGAGAGACCUUAUUAAAGAGGUCACCACAACAGAAAUUUUGGAGGCUAUUAAAGAGAUGCCCAAAGAUAAAGCUCCAGGUGUUGAUGGAUAUCCAAUUGAAUUUUUCACCAAGAACUGGGAUGUGGUCCAAAAUGAUGUUAUUAUUGCUGUUAAGAACUUUUUUCAUACUGCAAUUUGUAUCAUUCUAUCAAUGUCACAGUUGUGA